UUUUACCCCCCUUGUCCCCCUUUCAAUCUAGGUGCCACUUUUGGUUCUCACAGAUGUGUGGCCUUGUGCAUUCCAACCCUGAUAACAUGUCUUCUUCCUGGCCUUCAAUCUUCCUCAGGUUCUGUCUGCUUUCACUCCCCCCCCCCACCAGUGAGAAUGGCAGAAUCAAAGCAAGCUAAGAAAGCAUUCCCUAAAAUCAAUGUAUACCAUGGCAUUUACUAUACUAAUAAAACAGUCCUCUAGUUGACAUAUAUCUUGAUUGCUGCAGAUUCUGACACCAGACAGGUUAGGUGAGAUUUUACUGCUCCCCUGAGUAUUUCUACAGAAGCAUUUUGGACCAGGGAAGGGCUCUUCAAGGUGGCUGCAUUGCUAAACUCUAAACUGGAUGUUCUAAUUCCAUCUUUGUGCACUUGUCAACACUUGCCAACCAUAGUGAGUCUUUAGAAAGGCAAAUAUAAAACCUGGUACUGAUAGUUCUCAGGUUAUGAUGGCAAUUCAGACUGGAAUUUCUACUGCUGAGCGAUGCGGUUGUAAAGCACGUCGUCAUGUGACCUCUUUGCUUAGCGAUGGCAGUCCCAGCAGUCCCAGUUGCCAUUGUAACCCAGAGAUUAAGCAGGUCAUUAAGAGAGGACCUCACGUGACCAGUCCGAGGCAAGCAGACCGGCGGGCAAGCUGCGGAUGGAUGGGUGAGUGCUGUGGGCGGACACUACUUGACGCGGGCACGGGCCACAGGUGGACACUACUGAGUACAGGCAGGCCAAGGGGAUCAUAGGCAGGUGCUACAGAGCACAGUUGUGCUGGUCAUUGCCAUGGGCAGGUGCUACAAAGCAUGGGCAGGCCAGUGGGAUCUGCUACAAAGCACAGGCCUGCAGGGGGUUUCUAUAGAGUCCGUAGCAGAGCUUCUCAAGAGAAGAAGCGGUGGGAGCCACUUGUGAUCUUCCCUGUCAUUUUCCCUGUUGACUUUGCUUAUGGAAAGCAGGCAGGGAAGGUUGCAAAUGGCAAGCACGUGACUGCAGCUCUCUGUGAUGUUGUAAUCAUGAGCCAGAUGCCCAAGUGCCCAGAUCAUGUUCAUGUGACCACAGGAACACUGCGAUGGCCAGAACUCCGAGGACUGAUCAUAAGUCCCCCUCGUUCAGCACCAUUGUAACUUUGAAAGGUCACUGAGUGAGUGGUUGUAGCCCAAGGGCUCCGUGUCCUUUGAGGAGGUGGCUGUGUAUUUCACAGAGGAGGAGUGGACAUUGCUGGAUCCCAGCCAGAGAGCCUUACAUGGGGAAGUCAUGCUGGAGAAUUCUAGGAAUGUGACCACUCUGGGUUAUGAGCAGGAGCAUGAGAAUUACAAGGAGCCCAGGAUACUGGUAUUACAAAUUCACCAACGAGAAGAAAAGGAAAAAUAUCUCGGAUGUGGCAAAACAGGCAAAGAGACAUCUGAUUUCACUAAACAUUGUACAACCCAGACUAAAAAGGAACAAUAUGAACAUCAAGAACAUGGGCAAAGUAUCAGUCAUACCUCCUCUCUUGCUUUUCAUCAAAAUUUAUAUAUGAAACAGAAACCAUGUACAUUUCUAAACUCUGGGAAGAAUUUCAGUUUGAGCAGUCAUCUUAUUUCUAAUAAAGAAGAGAAAAUGUAUGAGUGUGGAAAGAGUUUCAAUAAGAAACAGUUGCUUAUUUUACCCCCAAAGAUUCCCCCAAGGGAGAAACCCUAUAAAUGUCUUCAGUGUGGAAAGAGCUUCACUCAGAGAGGUAACCUUAUCAUACAUGAAAGGAUCCACACAGGGGAGAAACCAUAUAUAUGCCUGGUGUGUGGAAGAAGAUUCACUAGGAGUGGUCACCUUACAAGACAUAAAAGGAUUCACACAGGGGAGAAACCCUAUAAGUGUACUGAAUGUGGAAAGACCUUUAGUCUGAGAGAUAGUGUUAUGAGACAUAAACGCUUACAUGCAAGAGAGAAAUCCUAUAAAAGCAUGGAAUGUGGAAAAAGUGUCACUCACAGCAGUCAACUUGCUUGCCAUAAAAGGAUUCAUACAGGGGAGAAACCAUAUAAAUGUCUGGAGUGUGGAAAAAGUUUCAAUAAAAGCAGUUGCCUCACAUAUCAUAAAAGAGUGCACACAGGAGAGAAACCAUAUAAAUGCACAGAAUGUGAAAAGAGCUUUAGUCAGAAUAGUCACCUUACAAAACAUAAACGAAUCCACACAGGAGAAAAACCAUAUAACUGCCUGGAGUGUGGAAAGAGCUUCACUUACAGCAGCCAACUUAUUUACCAUAAAAGGAUUCAUACAGGGGAGAAACCAUACAAAUGUCUGGAGUGUGGAAAAAGUUUCAGUGCAAGCUCGCAUCUUACAUAUCAUAAAAGAGUGCACACAGGAGAGAAACCAUAUAAAUGCACAGAGUGCGGAAAGAACUUCAGUCAGAACAGUAAUCUUAUGAAACAUAAAAGAAUCCACGCAGGAGAGAAACUCUAAUUUUCAUAACUCUUAUUAUAAAAGACCCAUGUGGGAAAAACAAGAGAAAUAUGGACUGUAGGAAGAUGUACAGUCAGAAGUGUAUCCUUAUGAAAUGUAAAGGAAUCUAUCUAGGAGAAUCAUAAAAAUGCCUGGUGUAUGGAAUUCUUUCAAAAGAAGCACUUCCCUAAGUUCAUAAAUGGAUCUGGAGUGCCUGGAUUAUGCAGAAAGUUCAAAUUCCCACACUGCCCUUACUCAUGAAAAAAAACACAAGAGAAAAUUGUCAUAAAUACAGGUUGUCCUCGACUUACAACCACAAUUGGACUUCUGUUGCUAAGCGAUGUGGUCAUUAAGUGAGUUGCAGCCUGUCUUACUACUUUUUGCCACAAUCACUAAGCGAAUCACCAUGGUUGUUAAGUGAAUCAUGCAGUCAUUAAGUGAAUCCAGCUUCCCCCAUUGACUUUACUUGU
Molecule: messenger RNA, 2908 nt
Organism: Python bivittatus (Burmese python)
Lineage: Eukaryota; Metazoa; Chordata; Lepidosauria; Squamata; Pythonidae
Source: RefSeq, a predicted model, not a curated record